Molecule: messenger RNA, 657 nt
Organism: Chaetomium fimeti
Lineage: Eukaryota; Fungi; Ascomycota; Sordariomycetes; Sordariales; Chaetomiaceae
Exons: 5
Coding region: 87-566 (159 amino acids)
Biological process (GO): mycotoxin biosynthetic process
Source: RefSeq, a predicted model, not a curated record
AUCGGGGAUAGUGGCCAACCCAAACUCGCGGAACCUUACUGUACUAAGCGCCUGCCAACGCCGUCAUAGAAUACGAGUAUCGAGGCAUGAUACGCAAUGACUCUCGCUUCAUGGGCCAUCCCGGCCCCGAAUGGGAGAAAUCGAUGCACGAGUUGAUGGCGGGAACCCUGAUACGGAUAUCUGAGGAGGAACUCGGGUUGACGGGUUCCGACUCAAUACCAUUGAAGAGCGGCGGAUACGCCGCGGGGCUUGGUGUUGGCCAUAACCUUCACUGUGUGAAGCAAAUCAAGAAGUUCCUGUAUCGUGAACACUUCUACCCCGACCUAGAUCCCCGCGGGGAGGAUUUUGACUACCUCCAAUCCCAUGCAGAUCAUUGUCUCGACUUCAUACGCCAAGGCAUUCUUUGCCAUUUGGAUUACUCUUUGUACACUGUGUACUGGGGCGAGCGCAGACAGGAUAUACCAACCCACCGCGACCCGCCUGUGCAAAAGUGUGUCAACUGGGACAAGUUGAAGGCCUGGAUGGGGGAAAGGGCGGCGAAUACGGAUGAGUUAGUGAGGCCAUGAUAGGCCGUGGCUGAGCAGGCAGCUUUGCUCCCCGGUCACAGCACUAAGCAAUGCAAAUUCAUCCAUGAAUGGUCAUCACGUAUCGCCCGAG